Molecule: messenger RNA, 624 nt
Organism: Megalopta genalis
Lineage: Eukaryota; Metazoa; Arthropoda; Insecta; Hymenoptera; Halictidae
Source: RefSeq, a predicted model, not a curated record
AUGACGAAAAUUGCGAGACAUGAGAAUUUACGAGCAUUGCAUAAACUGAAAAGCAGAAAAGCAGAAAAGCGGGAAAGCAGGAAAGCAGAAAAGCACAAGAAAGAGCAGAAAAGCAGAAAAGCACAAGAAAGAGCAGAAAAGCAGAAAAGCACAAGAAAGAGCAGAAAAGCAGAGAAGCAAGAAAGCAGAGAAGCAAAAAAGCAGAGAAGCAGAGAAGCAAAAAGGCAGAAAAGCAGAAAAGCAAGAAAUCAGAAAAGCAGAGAAGCAAAUAAGCAGAGAAGCAGAGAAGCAAAAAGGCAGAAAACAGAAAAGCAGAGAAGCAAAAAAGCAGAGAAGCAAAAAAGCAGAAGAGCAGAGAAGCAAAAAAGCAAAAAAGCAGAAGAGCAGAGAAGCAAAAAAGCAAAAAAGCAGAAGAGCAGAGAAACAGAGAAGCAAAAAAGCAGAAAAUCAGAGAAGCAAAAAAACAGAAAAGCAGAAGAGCAGAGAAACAGAGAAACAAAAAAGCAGAAAAUCAGAGAAGCAAAAGAGCAGAAAAAUAGAAAAGUUGAAAAAUUUUCGAGCAUAAGAGGCAGCCUGCAUGGACCUACUGUUGACGGUCUUCAUGCAAGGACUGCAGACACCUAG